AUGUCCCGAGUCGCGGUGGAACACGUGGGAUCGGCACAUCGACCCUUUAUACAGGUGCUACAAGACUACAUGUGCGUGUCGCACUCAACCAUCAUACCUCACAAUCUCUACAACGUCGUUCACUAUGCAAUUAUGCUAUUGCUUACCACUAGUUAUCAGCACAGCAUCCGCCCUCGCAUUCCCCGGCGCCGAAGGCUUCGGUAAAGAUGCUGUUGGCGGCCGCAACGGCAAAGUUUAUGUCGUCUCCAACCUGAACGACUCCGGCACUGGUUCUCUUCGCGAUGCAGUCUCGCAGCCUGAUCGUAUUGUUGUUUUCCAGACCGGUGGUCUCAUCAAGAUCAAAGAACGCAUUGUCGUAUCCAAGCGCGUCAGUAUCCUUGGUCAGACCGCACCAGGCGACAGCAUCACAGUCUACGGAAACGGUUGGUCGUUUUCAAAUGCAGACGAUGCUGUUGUACGAUACAUUCGCAUCCGUAUGGGCAAAGGCGGGUCAAGCGGCAAAGACGCAGCCGGCAUCGCCGAGGGCAAGAACAUGAUUUUCGACCACAUCAGCGUAUCCUGGGGCCGCGAUGAGACCUUCUCCAUCAACGGCGCAGCCGCCAACAUCACAAUUCAAAACAGCAUCAUCUCGCAGGGUCUGCAGACUCACAGCUGCGGUGGCCUUAUGCAAACCGAACUCGACAACGGUGUCAGUCUCUUCAGAAACUUGUACAUCGACAACAAGACACGUAACCCAAAGGUCAAAGGCACCAAUGACUUCAUCAACAAUGUCGUGUACAACUGGGGUGGAGGCGGCGGUUACAUUGCUGGUGGUGAUUCAUCUGGCGAGUCAGAGGCCAACAUCAUCGGCAACUAUUUCAUCAGUGGUCCCAGCACGAGUGUCACUGCUUUCACGCGCGGCAAUGCGAACUUCAGAGGCUAUGUUGAGAAAAACUUCUACGAUUCUGAUAAAGACGGUGAUUUGAGUGGUACAGAACUAGGCUUAGCAAGCUCGAACUACGGCGGUAUGGCGAUACAGACGGCAAGAUUUGCCCAUCCGGCACCCGAGACGAUCUUGUCCGCCGCUGAUGCGUUGACCUAUGUUCAGUCAUCUGUUGGCGCGAGCAAGGUACGCGAUUCUGUCGACGAACGUCUCAUUACGGAGUUGAAGAGUUACGGCAAGACUGGACAGUUGAUCAGCGAUGAGACUGCAAGUCCGAUGAACGGGCCUGGGACAAUUGCCGAAGGCACACCAUGGACCGAUGCCAAUGGCAAUGGUAUUCCUGACGAUGUUGAAGAUAAAUUCGACAACGUAGAAGAUUGGGCCAAUUCACUUGUAUCAAGUGACUAUUAA
Molecule: messenger RNA, 1333 nt
Organism: Ascochyta rabiei
Lineage: Eukaryota; Fungi; Ascomycota; Dothideomycetes; Pleosporales; Didymellaceae
Exons: 1
Coding region: 125-1333 (402 amino acids)
Source: RefSeq, a predicted model, not a curated record